CGGCAGCUCAGGAAGAGGAAAAUAGGAAAACAGCAGAGAGAAAAACAAGAGGAGAGGGGGCGGGGAGGCCUCGGUAUCCCGUGCAGACGCCUGGUGCUCCGGACACUACCGACCCAAGGACCCCCGGUCGGAUUUUGCGCUACGGGAAAUUCCCCCCCUUGAUCUUUCCCUCCAUGGUGGCGCCCAACGCCUCGAGUGGAACAGCUGUACCGCGGCCAUGAACAGCGGACUGCCCCCGACCCCCUCCGCGGUGGUGGCGGCUCCCGGGCCGCCCCAACUGCCUCCCAUGGGGGGACCCGGGGUGAAGCUGAAGUUCUGCCGUUACUACGCGAAGGAUAAGACGUGCUUCUACGGGGACGAGUGCCAGUUCCUGCACGAAGAGCCGCUGGGCAUCCAUGGCAACAGCCUGGCGGGGUACCCGCAGCUGCCCGGGCCUGUCACCCCGGCGUGCAAGAAGCUGGAGCUGGGAGGACUGGACGGGCCGCGGCUGACCAUUCCUGGAAUAGAUGGAGGGCCGUUACCGGAACCUAGUCUUACAGAUUCUUACUUCAGUACCAGCUUUAUUGGAAUGAAUGGCUUUGGAAGCCCAGCAGAGGCAAGCUACCCACGGAUGCAGCGGAUGACAAACAGCAGCAGUUCCCCAAGCCUUCUGAAUGACAGUGCCAAGACAUACACAGGCCAUGAUCCUUUAGGCUCUCCAGCUUCUACUCUCUUUAACGACUUUGCUGGUCUCAGCAUUUCUCAAAGGCGAAAGACGCCCAACCCCACUGCCAGCGAGUUCAUCCCCAAAGGAGGAUCCACUUCCCGGUUGAGUAAUAUGUCUCAGUCCAACAUGUCUGCCUUCUCUCAAGCGUUAUUCUCCCACCCAUCCAUGGCAGGUCCUGCUGCAGCCGGUCUAGCUCCAGGCAUGUCACUGUCUGCUGGGUCUUCCCCACUUCAUUCUCCUAAAAUAACACCCCACACAUCACCGGCUCCAAGACGACGAAGCCACACGCCCAACCCAGCCACUUACAUGGUGCCCACUAGUGCCUCAACACCAGUGACCAACUCCGUUUCCCAGCCCCCAUCUGCAGGACAGGUUAUCCAGAAAGAAACUGUUGGCGGAACAACGUAUUUCUACACCGAUACCACUCCUGUGCCACUCACUGGAAUGGUAAAUGCAGUUUUCCCAAAUUAUCACAUCUACCCACCAACUUCUCCUCAUGUUGCUUACAUGCAGCCCAAAGCAAAUGCACCUUCCUUCUUCAUGGCGGAUGAACUCAGACAGGAACUGAUCAACCGACAUUUGAUAACGAUGGCACAGAUUGACCAAGCAGAUAUGCCUUCGGUACCUGCAGAAGUUGAUAGCUACCACAGCCUUUUCCCCCUGGAACCGCUUCCUCCUCCCAACAGAAUACACAAGUCCAGUAACUUUGGAUAUAUUACUUCAUGCUACAAAGCUGUAAAUAGCAAGGACGACCUGACCUAUUGCCUGAGAAGAGUUCAUGGUUUUCGUCUGGUGAACACAAAAUGCAUGUCUCUGGUUGACACGUGGAAGAAAAUCCAGCACUCCAAUAUCGUUACCUUACGAGAAAUGUUUACAACCAAAGCAUUCGGAGAGCAUUCCUUGGUUUUUGCCUAUGACUUCCACGCUGGCGCAGAGACCAUGAUGAGCAGGCAUUUUAAUGAUCCCAGCGCAGACGCUUACUUUACUAAAAGGAAAUGGGGCCAGCAUGAUGGUCCUUUGCCGCGUCAACAUGCUGGGUUGCUGCCAGAGUCCCUGAUUUGGGCUUACAUUGUCCAGCUGAGCUCAGCACUGCGAACCAUCCACACUGCAGGCCUAGCGUGUCGCGUAAUGGAUCCAACGAAGAUUCUGAUCACUGGAAAAACCAGGCUGCAUGUCAACUGUGUUGGAAUUUUUGAUGUUUUAACCUACGAUGGCAGUCAGAGUAAUCCUGUAGCCCUAAUGCCCCAAUACCAGCAAGCAGACCUGAUCUCGUUAGGAAAAGUUGUGCUGGCGUUGUCCUGCAAUUCUUUGGCUGGAAUCCAACGGGAAAAUCUGCAAAAAGCAAUGGAACUUGUGAACAUCAACUACUCCUCUGACCUAAAGAAUCUAAUCUUAUAUUUGCUGACAGACCAAAACCGGUUGCGUAGUGUAAAUGAUAUCAUGCCAAUGAUCGGUGCUAGAUUUUAUACUCAACUGGAUGCAGCACAAAUGCGGAACGAUGUCAUAGAGGAGGACCUUGCAAAGGAGGUGCAGAAUGGAAGAUUGUUCAGACUCUUGGCCAAACUGGGAACAAUAAAUGAGAGACCAGAAUUUCAAAAAGACCCAUCUUGGUCAGAAACAGGUGACAGGUAUUUGCUGAAACUCUUUCGGGAUCAUCUUUUCCAUCAAGUGACAGAAGCGGGCACUCCCUGGAUUGACCUCAGUCAUAUUGUAUCUUGUCUUAACAAGUUAGAUGCUGGCGUGCCCGAGAAGAUUAGUCUCGUAUCCAGGGACGAGAAGAGUGCACUUGUAGUAACUUACAGUGAUCUAAAACGCUGCUUUGAGAAUACGUUUCAAGAACUGGUAGCGUCGGCGAACGGUCAGUUGUAGUAUUUGCUCAAAGCAUGCAGGACAUUGCUUGACGAACUAAACCGAUUGCAAAUUGCACUACAGCUGAGUUGUCAUUGUCAUCUCAUUUCACUAUUGGGAAUCAAAACCGGAGAUGAGCAGAAGCUGCUUGCACUUCAGUCAGGUACACUGUUACUUGAAGGGAAAAACGAAGCGUGUCUUCUCAGUUCGCCGCAAGCUUUUGGAGGCUUUAUCUGUGAAUUAUAAUUUUUUUUUUUCUCCUCUACUUGUAUGCACUACUUUUAAUUUGAAGACAUUUAAGGGAAUUUUUUAUUUUUUUCUUGCAAGAAUUUUUAUUUUUUUUCAGGGCCACAGUGUCGUCUUCACCAACAUCAGAAAUCGUGAAUUGCUUGUGUCCCAGUAGUGGAUCAGUUCCAGCGUUUUUCCUUUUUUGAGUUUUAACCCUUCAAUUGAAGUGUGUGCAAGCUGUUUGUCAUACUCAUUAUGUGAAGGAACAUUUCAAAGCAUCAUCCACCUAGCGGUCUAGAGGUGUCUCUCUGUCGCCGUGCACGAUUACAACACUUUUAUGGAGCUCCCGUUUAUUUUUGUAACCUGUUUAAAAAAACAAAACCAAACAAAAAAAAAAAAACACAACCAGCCGCCGCCUGUUAUAUAGACGAUUUUCUGCUUAUGCAAAAUGUUUCCUAUAAAUAUAUAUUUUUUUUUUCUAUUGGUUAUGGCACCCGUUUUGAGGAAUACCUACCAAACCUUUUAUUCGUCAUCAUGUCGAAAACUGCAUCUUCACUAGGGUAAUGUUACACUGGAUAUGGAGACACUGAUAACAAUGAAUGAAUAACUGGGGCCAGAAUCUUCUUUGGCGCUUAUUGAGAAACUUUAGUUGAACGUAUUAAUUUUUUUUUUUUUUUUUUGUUUUUUUUUGUUUUUUACCCCAUAUUCUCCCCCCUCCCCCCCCCCCCCCUCAAUUUUCUAGCCUGAAAGCUGUGGCACAGAUUUUUUUUAUUUUUUUUCAGUGAAUAGUGAAAAAAGAAACUGUUAAACUGCCAAAUCUUUAGGACAAUGGACUGUACCACAUUUGGCACUUAGUAUGGAUAUUUUUUAAUGACCUGAUCUGCUAUGCCAUGAAAUCCAGAAUUGGAGUAGGAGAAAUUUCAAAAACAGUCAAAGACUAUUGUGAAGCUUCAGUAUACAUGUUGACUUCAGUUUUAAUGAUUCUCAUGAUGUGUAUUAUUUUGAGACGUCUUUUCUGCUUCUCAGCUGUCCAUUUUUAAGCUUUACUGACCCUUACAGGAUCUUACUUUUGGAGAACAUAUUAUAAAAGAUUAUUUCAGUAAUCUCAAGGGUGCAUGCAUGCACCUACCUAAAAUAGAAGUUCAUACAUCUACAAUACACACAUUCAGAUAUACACUUAAAUAUACAUGCAUAUAUACAAAAGUACACUUAUGCAUAUACACAUGGACUCAUAUACAUGCAUAUACUUGUGCACCCAUGCAUAUAUACAAACAUACACAUGCAUAAACACACACGCCUAUAUACAUACACACUUUAUGAUUUUCAAUUGACAACCUAUGUUGCCGCCAUUGUUACGUCUUGCCACGGUUUUGUCACUUUUUGUAAGGAUAAUGAACCUGUUGCCAUUGUUAAGGCGAAUUUAAGCACGAACUGGCUCUUAUCAUUAGCUUGUGUAUAUGAGCAGAGAAACGGCUUUUUUUUUUUUUUUUUUUUUUUUUUUGGACAAAUCAUAUUGCAAUUUUUUUGUACAAAACUAAAAGUACUUGUAUUCUAGAAAAACAUGCUUAAUUUAUAAGUGUUUUUAUUUUUUGUGUUGCUGGACAUGCUCAUAUAGACAUACAGGGUUCCUGCCUCACCUUCCUCUACAGUCUUUUUCCUACUUUUUGGGGACCAAUGUUUAGGGUUUUUGAGGGAGAUCAAGACUUUCAUCCUUAAUUGACCAGCAAACCAAUUGCAAUAUUGUGGGGGGAGGGGGAUAUGACCUCUUUGGGUCUCAUUAUUUUAUUUUUCCUCUUUUACUAUUGACCUAAUUGUAAUCUCAGGAUAAAACAAAAAAAGAAAAAAAAAAAAUCAACAAAAAGAGAUGGCAGCCCAUGCAUGUACUUAUAUUUAAGUUGCAAAGAAAAGCUUUAGUCUAUGGUCUUGUACAGGUAUUGUAUGGACUGAAGGUUUUUAAUUAUUUUAUAAUUUAAAAUUCAAAACUACAUCAAAAAAUUCCCAGCAUGCAUCCCCAACACACAUUUUAUAAAUAGAGAACUGAUCGUCAUUCUCUUUCUGCAAAAAUAAAAGCACAGAGAAAACUAAUCACGUAAGUUUUUCUUCUACAGUUUUUGUACACAUGUGAUUUAUUUUUUAUUUUUUUUUGUUUCUCACGUGUAAAUAUGACUUAAUGGUACAUAUUUUUAUUUGCCUGGAAGAGAAUCCUGUAUUGUCAGAGACCUGUAUGUUAUAUGUUCCAGUGUCAUGAUCCCCAAAUGCUUCACAUCUUUUUUUAUUUUUUUUCUGUUUUCACAUGUACAGCAGUAUUUUGUAAUAAAGGAUACAA
Molecule: messenger RNA, 5108 nt
Organism: Bufo gargarizans (Asiatic toad)
Lineage: Eukaryota; Metazoa; Chordata; Amphibia; Anura; Bufonidae
Gene: PAN3
Product: poly(A) specific ribonuclease subunit PAN3
Exons: 18
Coding region: 218-2575 (785 amino acids)
Biological process (GO): nuclear-transcribed mRNA poly(A) tail shortening; mRNA processing; protein phosphorylation
Cellular component (GO): PAN complex; P-body
Molecular function (GO): metal ion binding; protein kinase activity; poly(A) binding
Source: RefSeq, a predicted model, not a curated record